Eruca vesicaria subsp. sativa (arugula) is the source of this 1868-nucleotide messenger RNA. The record is from the annotation of a GenBank genome assembly. NCBI's taxonomy places the organism in Eukaryota, Viridiplantae, Streptophyta, Magnoliopsida, Brassicales, Brassicaceae.
AUGUGUUUGGAUGAUGUUAUAAGAAAACAAAAGAGUACUUGUGGUGGAUGGUGGAGGGAGCCAACGAUGUGCGAAUGUGCGAUACUCGGAGGCAACCCUGUGGUUCAAUCUCAGAACAACGGAUGGGCGGGAAUCAUUGUGAACGGAUGCAUCAAAGACGUUGAUGAGAUCAACGGUUGUCAUAUUGGAGUCAGAGCUUUGGCUUCUCAUCCAAUAAAGGCGAGUAAGAAGGGACUUGGAGAGCAAAGAGUUCCAGUUAAUAUUGCAGGGACUCGGAUUUGUGAUGAAGAACUAAAUGGUUUAGUCUUCUUGUGUGUUUUCUGUUUCAAAGAGCAAAGUCGAAGGGAUGACCUAGAAUCUCUUGGAUAUGUGCUUUUGUAUUUCCUAAGAGGCAGGAUUAUAUUUCUGCCGCUAUGGGCUUUUCAUGCAGUUGUUGCAAGAGGAAGGUUCUCCCUUCCUGCUCAUGUUGCUCCCCGUAACCGUCAUUGGGCUCCAUGUCAUGCUGUUGUUGCCACACCUUUGCUUGUGGCAUUCGAAUUGCUCCUCUGUAUAUACCUCGAUAGUUCUUAUGAUCUCAAGUAUACAGUUUGUUCAGUUGUUGAUGUCAUGCACAAUAUGGCGUCUUCCAUAUCCUCUCUGAUAUCAAAGAACUCGAUAUAUAGUAGGUGGUGCUAAUAUGAGAGGGUGGUCUGAGAAGAUGAGUGAUGAUGAACUUGAGAUCGUGAGGAGUGCUGGAGUUGUGCUCUUUCAAAGAGAGAUCCCAUACUCCAUCAACAUUCAAGUUGCUAAGGUUUGUAUCAAGUUUUAAAAUUUAUAUGAUUCCAAUAUUGAUGUCAUUCAAAGGAUGCAUCUUUAGGUUUAGAUAAAGCAAUGGUGUCGUGAAGAUAUACUAGAAUUUAAAAAAUCUUCUCAUUCGCUCACUUGAAAUCUCAGCUAUACCUUCUUUGCUGGUUGCUUUUUAUUAGGCAACAUAGAUAACCCGUUACGUUUCUCUCAUUUUAGUUUGUCAUCUCCACAUUUCUUGCUCCUUCACUCUUCGUUUAGAUUCUAGUUUUACAUUUCCAGCUUUAAACUACACAGCCUGCUAUAACACAGCAUGGAUUCUCAAGUUGCAUGUAUGCCUGAAUGUAUGGCAAUGUAUAGAAAAGGAUUAACAAAUGAUCAUAGUAUGUGAUUUGAGGUUUGGCUUUUUCAAUACAUACUCUUGGGUUGGAUAUUCCGUUCAAAUGUCCAUCUCUGUUCUCCGUCAAAUUGAAUAAGCCAAGUAUUUUCAAAAAACAUCCACGAGUUGUGAAAGAGGAAUAAGAAAUGGAUCCAAAGCUUUUAUGGAGAGAGGUUCUUCCGGCCAUAUGGAUGUAACACCUUGAAACCUCCUUUUUUGUGAAGAUUAUGGAUCGAUUUUUCUCAAGUUCAUGUUUUUAAAUGUUUGGUUUGUGAUUUUUGUUUUGAUUUCAUUGGGUAAUAUGAUUUAGUUCAGAUGUUUCACGAGUGUGAAAUAAAUGGAUUCCAGACCCGACAUUAAGAAUUAUUUUUUCUUUAGAAGAAAACAGGAAUGUAAAUGCUUUGUAUUAACAACGGUUGUAGUUUUUUUGGGUUUUGUAACUUUACAGUAGUCAUCAUUGGUGGUGGUGUAUAAAAGGUAUAUGCAACUGCGUAUUUAGAGACUGAUACACCCACUAAAGAGAUGAGUCAUUGUCAGAUGAUGGAAUCAAUUAAGGGAUCGGAGGAGCUUUGGCUUAAAGGAUGGAGAUGGUCUGCUUCAUUGUCAUUGUCAUAUUUUCUCCUAAAAAUAAUAAUUUAUACGAUGCAAAAAUAGAUUAUUCAUAGUCAACAUCUACAAGUAUAUCAUAUCACUUAAACAUAAUUUU